AAAAAAGGAAAAAUUAAAAAAAAAAAAAAAAAGAAAAAAAAAACAUUCUAUCGGUAAAAAAAGAAAAUUAGAUGCAGUGUAGAAUAGUUUAAAGGAGAAAAGGGAUAAUAAAGGAAAAGGAAGAGAUCCGGUGGUGUCCCCUAAAGGAAUAAAGAUAUAGAUCGGAAUUACUCCAGAAACGAUUGCUACUUCUUCCGAGUAAGAGAGGGAGACGAAAGAGAAAGAGAUUCCGAGAGUUUCACGCCGAACGUUCGAUCGUUUACUUGCUCGUUCGUUCACUUGUUCGUUCAUUCGUACGUUCGUUCAUUCGUACAUUCGUUCUCCUUUUGCUUUCUUUUGACAUCGUCAGCAAGACUCUUCUCGUUUCGUUUCGUUUCGUCUUUUCGUCUCUUCGUUCGUAAACGAGAGGAUCGUUCGGUUCGAUCUUACAUAGAAAUAGUAGACAGAGAAGGACUUUUACGUCGCGUGGGAGUCGAAUACUCGCGGGCGCGAACGCGCGCGCGCGAUCAUCCAACCAACCAACCAACCAACCAACUAACCAACCAACCAACCAACCAGCCAGCCAGCCAGCUAGCUCACCACCAGCUAGCUUGCUAAGCUCACGUAAAUCGACCUGAUAUCGAGAUUUUCAGCGAACGUUUUAACCGUUUUAGAAAGGAGAACGAGUAAUAUCGUAGGGAGGUGUUUUACGAGCGUUUCGUGGAAUCUCCAAAGCAAACGUAGAAAGUGAGAGAAAGAAAAAGAGAGAGAGAGAGAAAGAGAGAGAGAAAUAAAGAAGGAAAAAGUGAAAGAAGACGUAGAGAAACGGACAGGAGAAGAGAGAGGAAAAAAAUACUAGAAAAAUAAAAAGGGAAGGUUUGCUUUCGAAGAAACGUUCAAUAAGUUGUUAAAACAAAUUCCUCCUUUCGGAAAAGAACAUCGACAAAUCAUCAUCAUCAUCAUCAUCAUAUAAUCGUCAUCGUUGUUAUCGUCGUCGUCGUCUACGACUCUGUUGGAGAACCCGUUGAUAAAAUAACCGCGCGAAAUAGCGGCGUGUCUUUUUAAUCGGUAGAGAUCGCUAAGUGUUAACAGUACACGAAUGCCAGGUGUUCGAAACUUCGAUGAAACAAGGUGUAAUCGGUGCUCCUCCUCUCUUUCUCUCUUUCUCUCACUCUCUCUUGCUCUAUCUUUGGUUCCGUUGACUCGACGAAGCCGAUAGCUACGGAGGAAAUGGGUCGAGAGGUUUCCGUCAGGCAAGAGUGUCAUUGAGUGCUUUGAAAAACAGAGACGAAGGUAUUUAACGAGUUUCGUAAGAAUAAGAAGAAAACUGAAGAAAGGGGGAAAUUAAUACGAAAGCUAAAUCACGAAUAUCAAUUGAAUUAUUCGAUUUCGUUUGACCACAAGAGUUUUUCGGUUCGAUCUUGGUCAGUGUACACGCGCGCGCGCUUUUUGAAAAUAAAUAAAAAGAAAAAGAAAAAAACUUUCUGUUCGCUAAGAAGAUCUCGAAAGGAUUACGAAAGAAAGACUCGGAAGAAAUAGUCGAGUGAGGAACGGUGACAAAUUGGAGACAAAAAUGAUAGACGAAAGUUUAAUCUACGUGGUGGAUGAUGUGCGGCACUCGAUCCAUUUGACGAAGGAAAUACAGGCGCUAAGUACGACUCGUUGAAAGUUCUCCCUGUUUGUUUGUUUGCUUUAUUUUUCCUCCUCCUGCUGAUACUUUUCCUAUUUCUCUUCCUUAUCCUCGUUCAUCUAUUCUAAAAAUUCCGGCGCGUCGUUGAUACACGUCUUUUUGGUACACGUUGUAAAUUUCAAGUGAACUUAUUCCUAGCCGAUGCAAAAGGCGUUCGUUAUUCUAUUCCACGAGGAGUAAACAAUUGCACGCUGGUUAACGACGUUGGAUAUCAUCGAUUGAUAAAGAUGAUAGUGCACGGCGGGCUACUGGUGAUCCUGAAAUUGGUACUGAUCCUUGCUGCAUCGACUAUUCCAGGAACGUGGAUAAAUAUGGGCAUGCAGCAUUUUCCACAAUUGGAGACGGCUCAGCUGAUGGAAACUUACGAUGUAGAAGCCUCGACGAUUUGCAUCGGUCUGAAGGGUCUCUCACAGGGACAGGGGAAGCUUUGCCAAUUAUCCGUGGAUCAUAUGCCGAGCGUGGCGAAGGGCGCCAAAUUCGGAGUCCUCGAGUGCCAGCAUCAGUUUCAAGAUAGAAGGUGGAACUGUUCCACCGUCAAUGAUGAAACUGUUUUCGGGCCGAUCCUUAAAAUAGCAAGCAGAGAAACUGCGUUUGUACAUGCUAUCACAGCAGCGGGGGUAGUUUAUUCCAUUAGUCGAGCUUGCAGGGAUGGACAAUUAUCAUCUUGCGGUUGUUCGAGAAGUAGCAGACCGAGAGAUCUAAAUCGCGAAUGGAUUUGGGGUGGUUGUGGGGAUAAUCUCGAAUAUGGAUAUAAAUUCACCCAAUCAUUCGUGGACGUAAGAGAACGCGAGCGUAGCUUUAAACGAGGUAGUAGAGAACAAGGAAGAAGCCUAAUGAACUUGCAUAACAACGAAGCAGGACGUAGGGCUGUUAUAAAAAGAUCUAAAGUAACAUGCAAAUGUCACGGGGUUUCUGGUAGUUGCAGCUUGAUCACCUGUUGGCAACAACUUGCAUCGUUUCGAGAAAUUGGUGAUCUUUUAUUGGACAAAUACGAUGGUGCAACCGAAGUUCGAGUAAACAGACGUGGCCGAUUAUCCAUGCGAGAUCCAAGAUUUUCUUUGCCUACGGCCAAUGAUUUAGUUUAUUUGGAUGACUCGCCAAAUUAUUGCCUUCCAAAUGAUACUCUUGGCUCUUUAGGUACGCACGGACGAAUUUGCAACAGAACAUCAUCCGGUAUGGAUGGUUGUAAUCUACUCUGUUGUGGAAGGGGCUACAAUACUCAGAAAUCAACAAUCAGGGAAAGAUGCGAUUGUAAAUUUCAUUGGUGUUGCUUCGUUGAAUGUAAAACAUGUGUGAAAAACAUUGAUAUUCAUACUUGCAAAUAAAUUCGCGUGUGUCAUCAUUACAUACGAAAAAUAUACUUUAACAGUUAAUACUACUUGGAAUCCAAGUUUUCUACCAUGAAGGUAUCGAAUAGCGAACAAAUUUAUGCAGUAUGUAGAGUGUUCGGUUAAACGUGAUCAUUUACAUGCAUACAUACAUACAUACCAUCCAUUUGCAUUAACAAAAUUUUUUUAUCGUUAUAAUUUUGUCGCUAUUGAACGACUUAAGAUUGUUACGUUGAUCAUGGAUAUUUUGGAAGACGAUUGAUCACGAAUUAAAUUGAACACCCUACAUAAUUUGGUAGUGUAAUUAGCACUAUAUCAACGACGAUGUAUAUUUUGAUAAAAAAUCUUAGGAUAAUCGUACAAAUUGUAGAUUUAUAUUAGAAAUUGAUAUAUGUAUGUAAUCA
Messenger RNA from Polistes canadensis, 3401 nucleotides. RefSeq names its product protein Wnt-5b-like. Gene Ontology annotation, biological process: cell fate commitment; neuron differentiation; multicellular organism development. Gene Ontology annotation, cellular component: extracellular region. NCBI's taxonomy places the organism in Eukaryota, Metazoa, Arthropoda, Insecta, Hymenoptera, Vespidae. The coding region runs from base 1897 to 2994 and encodes 365 amino acids. The record is from RefSeq and is a predicted model, not a curated record. The transcript has 9 exons. Gene Ontology annotation, molecular function: frizzled binding; cytokine activity.